ACCGCGAUCGCCGCCCAACAGUCCAAGACUGCCGUUGUCAAAAUUCGGCACCUUGCACAGCAACACAUCUUGUGACCUCAAACUAGGCGGCUAUUGCGUCAACUUCCGAGACUAACCCUGCUGUACAUGAGCUCGACAAUUGGCACUAAAAAAACCAACACGAAACAAACUCGACGGAAACCCCGUAGCCCUCAACGUCAACGGUUAUCACAGCAACACAAAACAACGGGCACGCCACAUUGCGACCCAUAAGCAACCUCAGAUAAUGCGCCGCGACAACGUCUUUUUCCGGACGUAGACUCCAGCAGAUGAGCUACGACUUGUGAUGAACCCAAAACCCUCUUCUUCGAACUCUUCGGGGCAGUGGCCGCCCAUACGUCCAUCCAGGCGUAGCAAACUUCGCAAUGGAACCUUUGUGAUCCCAACUACCGGCGAGCGGUCACGGAGACAAUUCACCCUUCGACAUGCCCCAACUGGCCUCGAAAACGCGAACAACAACAGCGAUUUGUCGCGAAACGACGAUGACGACGAGUCUUCUUCGGGCAUGUUUUCUCGCAAGACGCUAGCCAAGCCUUUCCGAUAUGCGACCCAUGGGCUUCUAGAGGCAUGCCUCAAUCUCUACAAGUUCCUGGGCACCCCCAAGGGCCGCGGUGUGCUGAAAUGCACUCUUGCAUAUGUGUUGGCUAGCUUGAUGACCUUUAUUGAACCCGCCUCUGACUUUCUGGGCAAGCGAGAUGGGAAACAUGUGGUGGCCACCAUCACCGUUUAUUUCCACCCCGCCCGGUCGGCGGGUUCCAUGAUAGAGGCUACGCUUAUAGCGAUCGUGGCAGUUGCCUAUGCAGCCGUCGUCUCGCUUUCGUCUAUGGCAACUUCGGUUUUUGUUGGUUCUGUCCUCGACAAGCCUACGUUGGCUCAUAUCCUUGUCCUGGUCUUCUUUGUGGCGGGAGGUUUCGGCUUCAUCGGCUGGGUGAAGCAGAGGAUGAACAACCCACUGGUCAAUGUGGGCGGUACACUUGCUUCGCUUGCCAUCAUCAGCGUUGUAACUAGGGAAAACGCAACAUUCGCCAGCGUAUGGGACAACACCAAGAUGGUUCAAGUUUUCAAGAUGUUGGUAAUUGGCAUCACCAUCACAGCCUCAGUGAACUUGCUAUUGUGGAGGACAUUUGCUCGCGAUACGCUGAGGAAAGCCAUGGGCACAUCGUCCACCUCGCUCGGCGAGAUGCUUUCGUAUGUCACUCAUAGCUUUCUGAGUGGAAAAGAAGAGGAACUCUUGUCGGAGCAAUUUUCCAGCUCUGUUUCCGUAUAUCAUACAAGCUACACGACCAUGACCAAUGUUUUGCGCGAAGCGAAAUACGAGCAUUACUUUCUGGGCCACGAGCGAGUCUAUUCAUUAGACAAGGCCGUAUACAAGUCAAUCGAGACUCUCGCACAAUCUAUCGGUGGAUUAAAGAGUGCAGCAAACACUCAGUUUGCGCUGCUGCGGGAGUCGGCCGCCACUGCAGUCGAUCCUGAUGGCCAAAGGACUGGUGACGUAUCACCGACGUCCAUUGGCCCUCCGACGUUGUUUUCCCCAUCGCUUCUGUCUCGGUCAUUCUCAAGCUCUUUGAAGAGUGGACUUGGAAGGCAUCCAGCCCUUUCUGCUAUCGACGAGGCCACUGACGAGGGAAGCAGCCAGGAGGGCAGUCCUCGCCCCUUUGUCAGGCGUUCAAAUAGUGAGUCCAAUGCUACUCAGACGACUCAACCAGCAGUCUUCCGCACUUCAUCCGACAUUUUCUCACUCUUUAUCGAGCUGCUUGGGCCGUCUAUGAAGUCCCUGGCCUUCACGCUGUCUGAAAUUCUCCGCGAGCCGGCUUUCGGAGCAGCGCCUCAUUAUGUUGUAAAUCUCAACGACAACUUCAGACCGAGUCUCAUGGACGCGCUUGGCUUAUACAAUGAGGCCCGCGGCAAGGCUCUCAAUGAGUUAUACAAAAACAUCGAACUGGGCCGUCCCAACUAUUCCGACGACCUCAAAGCGGACUUUGAGGAGGUGGCAGCUGCUUGCGGCCACUUCAGCUUUAGUCUGCAAACUUUCGGCGAGGAGAUGUCCAAAUAUCUAGACGUGCUAGAUGAUCUCAAGCAUGCGGCAGAGGAUGGGAAGGCAGGAAGAAGCUGGGAAUGGCUUCGCUUCUGGCGAAAGAACCGAGCGCAUUCGCUUUUCAACACGGCGACUACCUUGCCCUACGAGCACCGUGAUCAGGACCAAGAAAGUUUAGUCAGGCCGAUCAGGCGGUCUCAGCUGCCCAAGGGCAUUCCAUCAACAAUGACUUCGCACCGGGACACGUACAGCUGGCAGCUUGCUGGUGACGAAGCAAACAAGCAUGUGAGCAGGUUUGCGCAAGGCUUGUUGCGCUGGGCGAGACGAUGGGCCAGAGAUGAUUUCCGCUUUGGCCUCAAGGUUGGCAUCGGUGCCAUGCUGUGGGCUAUGCUCGCGUUUAUCCCAUCUACGCGCCCGACAUACUCACACUGGCGUGGUGAAUGGGGUUUGCUAUCGUUCAUGGUGGUUUGCUCGAUGACGGUGGGCGCCUCAAACACUACCGGAAUAUCAAGAUUCAUUGGUACAGUCUUUGGUACCGCGCUCUUCCUAGUCAACUGGACGGUCUCGGACGGGAACCCGGUUGUACUGGCUAUACUAGGUGGCUUUGUUGCAUUCUACAACUUUGUCGUGAUCGUGGCACGGGGCAAUGCCCCACUGGGCCGCACCGCGCUGCUUGCGUACAACGUCACUGCUCUUUACGCAUACAGCAUUUCACAAAGGGUUGACGAUGACGAUGACGACGAGGGCGGGAUGAACCCGUACAUUGGUGAGAUUGCUCUACACAGAUCCCUCGCUGUUACAGCUGGUAUCAUCUAUGGUCUGUUCGUUUGCCGAGUGGUGUGGCCUAUUUCAGCGCGUAAGAAGUUCAAGGAGGGUCUAUCGGUGCUAUAUCUUCAGAUGGGGCUCAUUUGGAAGCGAGGUCCGCUGGCCAUCUUGCUGCGUAGCGACUGCACAAGGUCGUAUCUGAAGUCGGGAGAGCAGGUUGCAUUACAGAGAUAUGCCUCUCGACUGGAAACUUUGCGCCGCGCAGCAGCGUCUGAGUUUGAACUCCGCGGGCCUUUCCCAUUCGACACGGUAGGGCGCAUCCUGGCGGCCACCAACCGCAUCCUGGACGCUUUCUACGCCAUGAGUCUCGUGACUCAGCGUCGCGGUCACCUCAGCGACGGGGAGCGCGAACUGCUCCUCUUCACAGCCAAGGAGCGGGCGGUCCUCUGCGAUCGCAUCUGCCACGUGUUCCAGGUACUAGCAAGCUCGAUCAUGCUCGAGUACCCGAUGACCGAGUCGAUCCCGAGCGUGACGCACACGCGAGACCGCCUGCUGGGCAAGAUCUUUUGGUUCCGGAAGGAACACGCGGCGGCGGGUGCCGCGCUUGCAGCCGUCGAGGGCUCCAUAAUAGCGGACGAGGCCACGUCCGCCAUGGGGAUGGGAAGCUCGCGCCCGCCGCCGCCCCCGGCGCCCAGGAGACGGUCGUCUGAGGCAUCGGUGGUGGACAAGCUUGGGGAUUGGGCGAGGAUUGGCGCUGUCACGGUCGAGGAGCGCGACUAUGCGCUUCUGUACGCCUACGCACUGGUCACUGGGCAGGUAGCCGAGGAACUCAAGAUGGUGGAGAAGGAGAUUGAAAAUUUGUAUGGGGUGUUUCCAGAUGAUGUGAAUCUUUUGGAGUGAUCUGGAAUCACGCCGGCAGAAUAUAACUUGGCUAGGCUAGAAUAAUAUAAUACGGCGUCUGGGAAGAGAGAUAAUCAGUUUGGUUGAUUAUAAGAUGGUGGAAGAAAAGUACUUCGGCAAGAAUAUGUAAUUGUCUCGGUAGCUAUGUAGGUGGCUUGGCUGUGGCCAUUCUACUGAGGGCAAACAAUAUAGCAAACAGGUAGAAGCACACAGGCAAUGCUGAGCGAUUGUUACCCAAGGUA
Messenger RNA from Pyricularia oryzae 70-15, 3981 nucleotides. RefSeq lists its product as uncharacterized. The transcript is spliced from 3 exons. The coding region runs from base 326 to 3739 and encodes 1137 amino acids. The record is from RefSeq and is a predicted model, not a curated record. NCBI's taxonomy places the organism in Eukaryota, Fungi, Ascomycota, Sordariomycetes, Magnaporthales, Pyriculariaceae.